UUAAACCGAAACACUUCCUAUGUCUGUGUCCCUCGCUUCCUCGACGAAGGCAAGGCCUCCAACAACUCAUACAGAUGGGGAUCGAUGAUAUGCAGAUCGCUUUUCUUCCAUUCCCAAAUUUCCAUAAUGACCACUACGCAUUCUCUUGAAAUUUAUCUCUAAUUCUCUAUUCAGUAUUUGACCUAACCGACCAAGCACUCACACACACACUCAGAAAAGAAAAUUCCUCAAUCCACAAUAAAGGAAGUUACAAAUUGCAAACAACCACGUUAGCAGGUUUGAUCGAUCGGGUUUGACAAUAAUGUACGACAAUAAUCUCUCUCAACCUCUCUCCGCAUUUCACAGUGCAUCCACAGAUCCGGAUUUCAGGAAUCAGUACAGUGGCGCACCAUUGCCACUAGUAGCAGUGUUUCCGCAGCUAGGUUAUGGUUCACAUUGUCUAUAUGGGCGGCAGACACCCCGAUAAACCUCAGCUCACUCAGGAUUCCUAUCAUGAGAUUCUUUCCACUCUACUCGGAAGCGAACAUGCUACGACGUCGCCAAUUCUGUACAGUUACAAACAUGGGUUUUUUGGCUUCGCUGCAGUGCUUACGCAGUCCCAAGCUGAGCUUAUUGCAGCAAGUUUCCCUGGAGUUGUUUCUGUAGUCCCGAAUCGCAUUUUUAGUCCACAUACAACUAGAAGUUGGGAUUUCCUGCAAGUGGCACCCAAUGAAGAGGACGGGAUUCUUUCAAAGAGUCAGUCAGGCGAUGGGUCGAUUAUUGGCAUCAUGGAUACUGGUGCGUGCAUAUAUGCUGCAUUUGCUUUUGUAUUUUGGGAUUUGCUUUUCUGUAUUCGUGUACGUUGUGUAGGAAUAUGGCCUGAGUCUCCGAGCUUCAGGGACAAUGACAUGGGAGAGGUUCCAUGUCGAUGGAAUGGGGUAUGCCAAGAAGGAGAGGAGUUCAAUAUCUCCAAUUGUAAUAGGAAAAUUAUUGGAGCACGUUGGUACUUUAAAGGGUACGAAGCUGAAUUUGGAAAGGUGAAUACAAGUGGGAUUGAGUUCUUAUCUCCCCGGGAUGCGGCGGGCCAUGGCACUCACACUUCAUCUAUCGCAGCUGGUGCAUUGAUACAAAACGCAAGCUUCAUGGGACUCGCUCAGGGACUUGCAAGAGGUGGUGCUCCAGCAUCUAGGUUAGCCAUGUACAAAGUCUGUUGGUCAACAGGUGGCUGUAGCUCGGCUGACCUUCUUGCAGCUUUUGAUGAUGCCAUUUCUGAUGGAGUGGAUGUGCUUUCUAUCUCUCUGGGCUCGCCAACGCCACUUGAUUCUUAUGUUGAGGAUGUUUUGGCCAUUGGUUCAUUCCAUGCUGUGGCUAAUGGGAUAACUGUAGUCUGCUCAGCUGGAAAUUCUGGUCCUUUCUCACAGACAGUUUCAAAUACGGCUCCCUGGAUUAUAACAGUUGCAGCUAGCACAAUUGAUAGAGCCUUCCCCACUGCAUUUACUCUAGGGAACAACUUAACUUUUGUGGGUCAAGCUUUGUAUACGGGGAAUCAUGUGGAAAAGUUCUACCCAAUAGUUUAUGGAGAAGAUAUUGCUUCCACUGAUUCAGAUGCAAAUAAUGCAAGAAGCUGUGAUAUAGACUCUCUGAAUGCCACUUUAGCAAGAGGAAAGGUGGUUCUCUGUUUCCAAUCUUGGCUACAGAGGUCAGCUUCUGUUGCUGUAGCAACCAUAAUGAGAGCUAAGGGUGUUGGACUUAUCUUUGCUCAGCUCCCAACAAAGGGUGUUGCUUCUUCCUCUGGAAUCCCAUGUGUUCAAGUGGACAUAACAGUAGGAACAUCUGUGCUGAUAUACAUGUCAACCACCAGAAAUCCAGUAGUCAGAUUCAGCCUUACAAAAACGACUAUAGGGAGACAAAUUUCCCCAGAGGUGGCAUUCUUCUCAUCUCGUGGACCUAGUUCACUUUCUCCCUCGGUGCUGAAGCCUGACAUUGCUGCUCCUGGGGUUAAUAUCUUAGCAUCCUGGUCCCCUGCUUCCUCUUUGGUGGGUGAUGUUGGUCAAAAGAAACUACCUUCACUUGACUUUAAUAUCGACUCUGGAACCUCCAUGUCUUGUCCUCAUAUUUCAGGUAUUGUGGCACUUGUCAAGUCUAUACAUCCUGACUGGAGCCCUGCGGCAAUAAAAUCAGCAUUGAUCACAACAGCCUCUACGAAGGAUGAAUAUGGUCAGACUGCAGUGGCUGAGGGAGCUCCUCACAAGCAGGCUGAUCCAUUUGAUUUUGGAGGCGGCAAUGUCAUUCCUAACAAAGCUGCUGAUCCGGGUCUUGUAUUUGACAUGGAAAUCUUAGACCAUAUAUAUUUUCUUUGUUCAAUGGGCUACAAUGACUCUGCUGUGAGUUUAAUGACUAGGCACCAGACAAUCUGUGACCGUGGAACCUCGUGGUCUCAGUUGGACCUCAAUCUGCCAUCCAUCUCCAUUCCGGAGCUAAAGAAGAACAUGACUGUCUGGAGAACAGUUACAAAUGUGGGUCCUGUUAUGUCUAUAUACACUGCUUGUGUUAAAGCUCCUCCAGGUGUAAUUGUGGAAGUUGAGCCAGAAAUUCUGUCAUUCAAUUCUACAGCGAACAAGUUGAAGUUCAAGGUGACUCUCCAUUCCAUGUUAGAAGUGCAAGGUACAUACACCUUUGGAAGUGUUUCUUGGGAAGAUGGUGUACAUGUAGUAAGGAUACCAUUGAUUGUUCGGCUUGUUAUUGAUGAUUUCUAUGCAGAUACUUGAUGCAGGUAGUAAAGGCUGUAUGCCUGUACCAUUAUUUUAUGAUCAAUUUUUAAAAAAUAUUUUCUUGGUUCUUGAUGGGGGGAUGUCCUAGUACCUAAAAUGCUAGAACUCUGAUAACCUACCCAUACGUGUAUGCUGUGCUUACGUUUAGGUGAUGACCUCUCUCCGACUCACACCUUCUGCGAUUAAGAUUA
Molecule: messenger RNA, 2941 nt
Organism: Macadamia integrifolia
Lineage: Eukaryota; Viridiplantae; Streptophyta; Magnoliopsida; Proteales; Proteaceae
Product: subtilisin-like protease SBT3.9
Exons: 10
Coding region: 426-2747 (773 amino acids)
Biological process (GO): proteolysis
Molecular function (GO): serine-type endopeptidase activity
Source: RefSeq, a predicted model, not a curated record